CAAGAGACAAGAGACAGGAUACAGAUACCAGAGACAGGAUACCCUCCGUCUCCCCAUGACCGUCGCAGCGCAGACUCCCAUGCAGCGAGCGUGGCCGCAGCCCUCGCAUCCGGCCGCCGUCCGCGUCGUCUCCUCCCGCCUGCUCGCCUCCAUCGACCAGCACGAAGACGCAGACGCAGACGCAGACGCAGACGCAGAUGCAGACACAGACUCCUCUGCAGACGAUGAACGGGAGAAGCAAAAGGCCGCCUCCUUCUGUCUGACCGCCGUCGCCGCCCGCGAUAUCCCAGCCGCCUCGCUCGUCGCCCGCAACUCGUCCACCACCCUCGCCGCCGUCAAGGCCUACUCGACCGUCCAGGUCUCCCGCAACGCCCACAUCGAGCUCAACUCCGACCUGCUCUACUGCAACCACUCGUGCGACCCCAACGUGCGCUUCGUCACGUCGACGCUGGCGGCAGACAGCCUGGCCGGCCCGCCUGGGGCUCCCGUCGCCGGUGCGCUGGAGGUCUGGAGCACCCGCGCCAUCCCCGCCGGCGAGGAGCUGCGCUUCUUCUAUCCCAGCACCGAGUGGGAGAUGUCGCAGCCCUUUCGCUGCUCGUGCGGCGCCAGCCAGUGUCUCGGCUGGGUCGACGGCGCGAAGAAGACGGCCGCUGAGGUGCUGCAGCGGUACUGGCUGAGCGACCACAUCAGGGCGCUGCUCGGGGAGAGGGAGCGCAAUUGACCAUAGACCAUAGAAUAGACUGCCAUCAACUGCUGUACAGAGUAUUGUUGAAUAUAAAAAUAAUCGAUAGCUAUUGAUAUAGAAUGACAUCAUGAUCCUGGUUGAAUCCGCCGGUACUAUUUUAUAUAUCCCAGGCGAUAAAACAUCACCAACAUCCCACAUCUUCAAUUGAUACACCCGCAUCUACAUCUACAUCUACAUUUAUUCUUUAGAUAUUCCUAGAUAUUCCUAGAUAUUCUUCUUAGACUGUCUUAUUGUGAUA
This is a messenger RNA of Trichophyton rubrum CBS 118892, 983 nucleotides long. RefSeq lists its product as uncharacterized. Bases 56 to 721 code for a protein of 221 amino acids. NCBI's taxonomy places the organism in Eukaryota, Fungi, Ascomycota, Eurotiomycetes, Onygenales, Arthrodermataceae. The transcript has a single exon. The record is from RefSeq and is a predicted model, not a curated record. Gene Ontology annotation, molecular function: protein binding.